Molecule: messenger RNA, 6669 nt
Organism: Cercocebus atys (sooty mangabey)
Lineage: Eukaryota; Metazoa; Chordata; Mammalia; Primates; Cercopithecidae
Gene: ARAP3
Product: ArfGAP with RhoGAP domain, ankyrin repeat and PH domain 3
Exons: 32
Coding region: 1483-6123 (1546 amino acids)
Biological process (GO): signal transduction; positive regulation of GTPase activity
Cellular component (GO): ruffle
Molecular function (GO): GTPase activator activity; protein binding; phosphatidylinositol-3,4,5-trisphosphate binding
Source: RefSeq, a predicted model, not a curated record
GCUGCCUGCCACUGCCCGCCCCGCCCCCGCCGCUCCUGUUCCGCGAGUACCUCGGCUCCCAGUCCCGUGCUCUCGAGCCCGGCCUGAGUCACCGGGAAACCAGGUCCUGAGUCAGGGCCCGAGGGUCAGCACGCGGGCCCUGGCUUGGGAAUGAGGCCCAGCUGGAGAGAGGCAGAAGGAGGCCCGCACUGAUGCUGGGACGGAGAGGGCGUCCUGGUCACCGACAGAGCAUAAGAGCAACAGGGAGAGAGCCUAGGCCGAGGAGGAAGACAGAAACCCAGGCUCAGAGGCAGACAGACACAGAUACAACUCAAGAUCUGGUUAGAAUUGGAGACUGAGUCAGGGACAAGCUUAAUGACAGAGAGCAAAACAGGGUGGGACAAGGAGAGGGACAAAGAAGGAUUGAGAGGUUGAGAUGGAGUGGGGCAGGGACAGGGACAAGGCAGAGAUAAAACUCAGGGGCCACAGAAUUAGAGACAGGUCUAUGAAAUAGACUGGGGUCAGGGUCAGGCUGGCAGAGGGGGGACAGAGCAGAGACCUGAGCCCAAGGGAAUGGGCAGGGAAAAGGCAAGCUCAGAAAAGGAAGGCUUGGAGAAAGCAGAGGUGAGGGGUUGGCAUUUCACACUGCUGAACUGCUACAGGGCAUGUGCACACACAUGUGAACAGCAUGUGAACAUGCUGCCAGUGGGUACCUCUGGAGUACCCCUGACCUCUGGUCCCUCAUCUCUCUGGCCUGGUUCUCCGCCCCCAUCCUUAUUCUUCAAUUAGCCUCCACCCAGGGCCGGGACCCCACACAUUAGGACUGGUUAGGGCUCUCCGGGCAGCCCGACCAAGGCAGGCAGGAUGUGGAGGCGGCCAGGGCUGGAGGGACAGGAAGGAAGUCUGAGCAGAGACAAUAGGUGGAAGGGGAGGAGGGACUGGGAACAACCAGGAUUAGGAUGGCAGGCCUGUAUACCUCGGCUCUGGAAACAAGAGGGAGCGGGGUCUGCACCUCCUUCCUCCUACCUAGGCUGCCCCUCUCCCCACCUUAGUCUACAGCUGAUCUGGCCACAUCAUUGGCCCCUCUUCUGCAUCUCCCAAUCCCACUCUGCCCCACAGCAUUCUAGCAUCUUGUCCCAUGCUUAUUCAGUUGGAUGUGCAGUCAGGCAGGGGCAGAGCUUUGACCCAGACCCAGGGUGGGCAGGAGCUGAGGGGCCAACUCUAGCACUGACUUGCUGUGAACCUGGGGCAAGCCCCUUCCCCUCUCUGGGCCUCAGUUUCCUUAACUUCCUAAAUGAAGUCCCUUCCCUAAGUAGAGAGCCAUUGCUGUUGUUCUGGGAUGGAUCUGCUUCCAGAUCGCAGGCCUGUCAGCAUCUUUCUUUGGAGGAAGAUUGAAGGCUGGUGCUCACUGUCCAGGCCUCAGACCUUGGGGCAGGGAGGGGGAUUCUCAGCCUGAGCCCUCCCUUCACCCUGCCCCUCCCCCCAGCAAUGGCCUGAGCCCCCAUGGCUGCCCCUCAGGACCUGGACAUCGCUGUGUGGCUGGCCACGGUGCACCUGGAGCAGUAUGCAGACACGUUCCGACGGCAUGGCCUGGCUACAGCAGGUGCAGCCCGGGGCCUGGGCCACGAGGAGCUGAAGCAGUUGGGCAUCAGCGCCACAGGGCACCGGAAACGCAUUCUGCGCCUGCUGCAGACAGGCACCGAAGAGGGCUCCCUGGAUCCCAAAUCAGAUAGUGCCAUGGAACCAUCCUCCAGCCCAGCUCCCCAAACCCAGCCCCCUAAACCCGUGCCGAAGCCCAGGACCGUGUUUGGUGGACUCAGUGGCCCUGCCACCACUCAGAGACCUGGGCUGAGCCCAGUCCUCGGGGAACCAGGAGUGUCCAGGAGCCCAGAGCCCAGCCCAAGGCCGCCUCCUCUCCCCACUUCUUCCACUGAGCAGUCUUCAGCCUUAAAUACUGUGGAGAUGAUGCCUAAUUCCAUCUACUUCGGCCUGGACCUAAGAGGCAGGGCACAGGCAGCUCAGGAAAAGGCCCCAGACAGCUCCCAAACCACUGCCCCCACCCCUGCCCUCAGGCCCACAGCAGGCACAGUGCACAUAAUGGAUCCUGGUUGUCUGUACUAUGGUGUCCAACCUGUGGGGACUCCAGGGGCCCCCGACAGAAGAGAGGGCAGAGGUGUUUGUCAGGACAGGGCUGAACACAGGCUCAGCAGGCAGGAUCUGGAGGCACGGGAGGAUGCUGGCUAUGCCAGCCUUGAGCUACCUGGAGACUCCACUCUCUUAUCACCCACCCUGGAAACAGAGGAGACCAGUGAUGACCUCAUUUCACCCUAUGCCAGCUUUUCCUUCACGGCAGACCGCCCCACGCCCCUGCUCAGUGGCUGGCUAGACAAGCUCUCCCCUCAGGGAAACUAUGUCUUCCAGAGACGCUUUGUGCAGUUCAACGGGAGGAGUCUGAUGUACUUUGGCAGUGACAAGGACCCCUUCCCUAAGGGUGUGAUACCUUUGACUGCCAUUGAGAUGACCCGCAGCAGCAAGGACAACAAGUUCCAGGUCAUCACCGGCCAGAGGGUGUUCGUGUUCCGCACAGAGAGUGAGGCUCAGCGGGACACGUGGUGCUCCACACUGCAGUCCUGUCUGAAGGAGCAGCGCCUCCUGGGCCACCCCAGGCCCCCCCAGCCACCCCGACCCCUCCGCACGGGCAUGCUGGAGCUGCGUGGACACAAGGCCAAGGUGUUUGCUGCCUUGAGCCCUGGACAGCUGGCACUGUACAAGAGUGAGCAGGCCUUCUCUCUGGGCAUCGGGAUCUGCUUCAUCGAACUGCAGGGCUGCAGCGUUCGGGAGACCAAGAGUCGAAGCUUCGACCUGCUCACACCCCAUCGCUGCUUCAGCUUCACAGCCGAGUCUGGGGGUGCUCGGCAGAGCUGGGCGGCCGCUCUGCAGGAAGCAGUAACCGAGACCCUGUCUGACUACGAGGUGGCUGAGAAGAUCUGGUCUAAUCGGGCCAACCGGCAUUGUGCAGACUGUGGGUCCUCCCGCCCAGACUGGGCCGCUGUCAAUUUGGGGGUGGUCAUCUGCAAGCAGUGUGCAGGUCAGCACCGGGCCCUGGGUUCUGGGAUCUCCAAGGUGCAGAGCCUGAAGCUGGACACGAGUGUCUGGAGUAAUGAGAUAGUGCAGUUGUUCAUUGUCCUGGGAAAUGAUCGUGCCAACCGCUUCUGGGCAGGGACCCUACCCCCAGGUGAGGGACUGCAUCCAGAUGCGACCCCUGGCCUCCGGGGUGAGUUCAUCUCCCGAAAGUACCGGCUGGGUCUCUUCCGGAAGCCCCACCCUCAGUACCCAGAUCAUAGCCAGCUUCUCCAGGCACUGUGUGCAGCUGUGGCAGGACCCAACCUGCUGAAGAACAUGACCCAGCUCCUCUGUGUUGAGGCCUUCGAGGGCGAGGAGCCCUGGUCUCCACCAGCCCUUGAUGGCAGCUGCCCUGGCCUCGUGACCCCAGACCCCUCCCCUGGUGUGUACAAUGAGGUGGUGGUGCCUGCUACUUACAGCGGCUUCCUGUACUGUGGUCCUGUCACCAACAAAGCUGGACCCUCACCCCCUCGCAGGGGCCGGGAUGCUCCCCCCCGCCUAUGGUGUGUGCUGGGAGCAGCUCUGGAAAUGUUUGCCUCAGAAAACAGCCCUGAACCCCUCAGCCUCAUACAGCCCCAGGAUAUUGUAUGUCUGGGUGUGAGCCCCCCACCCACUGACCCAGGUGACCUUGACAGGUUCCCCUUUUCCUUUGAGCUCAUCCUCACUGGGGGGAGGAUCCAGCAUUUUGGCACAGAUGGAGCUGACAGUCUGGAGGCCUGGACUAGUGCUGUGGGCAAGUGGUUCUCCCCGCUGAGCUGCCACCAGCUGCUGGGUCCUGGGUUGCUGCGGCUGGGCCGCCUAUGGCUGCGGUCCCCCUCCCAUACAGCCCCGGCCCCUGGUGUCUGGCUGUCAGGGUUCGGCCUCCUUCGUGGUGACCACCUCUUCCUGUGCUCAGCGCCGGGCCCCGGCCCCCCAGCCCCUGAGGACAUGGUGCAUCUGCGGAGGCUACAGGAGAUCAGUGUGGUUUCUGCAGCUGACACCCCAGACAAGAAAGAGUAUUUGGUCCUGGUGGAGACAGGAAGGACCCUGUAUCUGCAAGGAGAGGGCCGACUGGACUUCACGGCAUGGAACACAGCCAUUGGGGGCGCGGCUGGUGGGGGUGGCACAGGGCUGCAGGAGCAGCAGAUGAGCCGGGGUGACAUCCCCAUCAUCGUGGAUGCCUGCAUCAGUUUCGUUACCCAGCAUGGGCUCCGGCUGGAAGGUGUAUACCGGAAAGGGGGCGCUCGUGCCCGCAGCCUGAAACUCCUGGCUGAGUUCCGUCGGGAUGCCCGGUCGGUGAAGCUCCGACCCGGGGAGCAUUUUGUGGAGGAUGUCACUGACACACUCAAACGCUUCUUUCGUGAGCUCGAUGACCCUGUGACCUCUGCACGGUUGCUGCCUCGCUGGAGGGAGGCUGCUGAGCUGCCCCAGAAGAAUCAGCGCCUGCAGAAAUAUAAAGAUGUGAUUGGCUGCCUGCCGCGGGUCAACCGCCGCACACUGGCCACCCUCAUUGGGCAUCUCUAUCGGGUGCAGAAAUGUGCGGCUCUAAACCAGAUGUGCACGCGGAACCUGGCUCUGCUGUUUGCGCCCAGCGUGUUCCAGACGGAUGGGCGGGGGGAACAUGAGGUUCGGGUGCUGCAGGAGCUCAUUGACGGCUACAUCUCUGUCUUCGAUAUCGAUUCUGACCAGGUAGCUCAGAUUGACUUGGAGGUCAGUCUUAUCACCACCUGGAAGGAUGUGCAGCUGUCUCAGGCUGGAGACCUCAUCAUGGAAGUUUAUAUAGAACAGCAGCUCCCAGACAACUGUGUCACCCUGAAGGUGUCCCCAACCCUGACUGCUGAGGAGCUGACUAACCAGGUACUAGAGAUGCGGGGGACAGCAGCUGGGAUGGACUUGUGGGUGACUUUCGAGAUUCGUGAGCAUGGGGAGUUGGAGCGGCCACUGCAUCCCAAGGAAAAGGUCUUAGAGCAGGCCUUACAAUGGUGCCAGCUCCCAGAGCCCUGCUCAGCCUCCCUGCUCUUGAAAAAAGUCCCCCUGGCCCAAGCCGGCUGCCUCUUCACAGGUAUCCGACGUGAGAGCCCACGGGUGGGGCUGUUGCGGUGUCGUGAGGAGCCACCGCGCUUGCUGGGAAGCCGCUUCCAGGAGAGGUUCUUUCUGCUGCGUGACCGCUGCCUGCUGCUACUCAAGGAGAAGAAAAGCUCUAAACCAGAACGGGAGUGGCCUUUGGAAGGUGCCAAAGUCUUCCUGGGAAUCCGCAAGAAGUUAAAGCCCCCAACACCGUGGGGCUUCACAUUGAUACUGGAGAAGAUGCACCUCUACUUGUCCUGCACUGACGAGGAUGAGAUGUGGGAUUGGACCACCAGCAUCCUUAAAGCCCAGCACGAUGACCAGCAGCCAGUGGUCUUACGACGCCGUUCCUCCUCCGACCUUGCCCGUCAGAAGUUUGGCACUAUGCCUCUGCUGCCUAUCCGUGGGGAUGACAGUGGAGCCACCCUCCUCUCUGCCAAUCAGACCCUGCGGCAACUACACAACCGGAGGACCCUGUCCAUGUUCUUUCCGAUGAAGUCAUCCCAGGGGUCUGUGGAGGAGCAAGAGGAGCUGGAGGAGCCUGUGUAUGAGGAGCCGGUGUAUGAAGAAGUAGGGGCCUUCCCUGAGUUGACCCAGGACACUUCUACCUCUUUCUCCACCACACGGGAGUGGACAGUGAAGCCAGAGAACCCCCUUACCAGCCAGAAGUCCUUGGAUCAACCCUUUCUGUCCAAGUCAAGCACCCUGGGCCAGGAGGAGAGGCUACCUGAGCCCCCUCCGGGCCCCCUUUCAAAGAGCAGUCCCCAGGCACGGGGGUCCCUGGAGGAACAGCUGCUCCAGGAGCUCAGCAGCCUUAUCCUGAGGAAAGGAGAGACCACUGCAGGCCUGGGAAGUCCUUCCCAGCCAUCCAGCCCCCAAUCCCCCAGUCCCACUGGCCUUCCAACACAGACACCUGGCUUCCCCACCCAACCCCCCUGCACUUCUAGUCCACCCUCGAGCCAUCCCCUCACAUGACCCUAGGACCAGCAGUCUGAGAGGGUAGGUACCAGAAGACCCAGAAGCUCUCAUCAUGGCACUGUUGCAGCUUCCUCUGGCCCGGCUGGAAAGACUCCAGAAUCCAGUGUGGUGCUGUGGAAGGAGCAUUGGACUGAAGGCUUCAGUGGCUGCGUGUCCCAGGACAGGUCCUGGCUCCUCUCUGGGCCCAGCCCAUUUAUCUGUACCAUGAGGUAACUGAAGUAAGGAGAGCAGUGAAUGUCAAACUGUCAGAGCCAUAAGCCUCACAUAUUUUCCCUCAACAAGGGCAGCUCCUGCUUUAUAUAUUUGAUAUGUAGGGGUUCUGUGAGAGAUUUUGGGUUUUAAAGGAAUGGUUUUAUUGCAUUAAAGAAAAAAAUGCUUUGGAAACCAGAGGCCUGGAUGAUGUUAAAGUCUAUCCUGUCCCACUUCCUACAUUCUGGGACUACAGUGAAGCCUGGAGUAGGGAGACUGAUUGAGUUUGGGGGCUGGGACCAGGGGAGUCAAAAAUAGAUGAGUAAUUGUCAAUAAACCUUGGAACCAAAAGAC